Molecule: messenger RNA, 1316 nt
Organism: Castor canadensis (American beaver)
Lineage: Eukaryota; Metazoa; Chordata; Mammalia; Rodentia; Castoridae
Source: RefSeq, a predicted model, not a curated record
UGCAUAAGCCCGGGUUCCGGUUUGUAUUGGCUGGAUCCGCGCGAGGGUGACGUCAUUGGGACGUACUAAGACUAGGGUUGAGCCCGGAAUCGGAGCCAUUACUGCAGGAAAAAGGUCCCGCCGAGCUGAGCAGUCAAGAUGUGUGACUUCACCGAGGACCAGACCGCAGAAUUCAAGGAGGCCUUCCAGCUGUUUGACCGAACAGGUGAUGGCAAGAUCCUGUACAGCCAGUGUGGGGAUGUGAUGAGAGCCCUGGGCCAGAACCCCACCAAUGCUGAGGUGCUCAAGGUCCUCGGGAACCCCAAGAGUGAUGAGAUGAAUGUGAAGGUGCUAGACUUUGAGCACUUCCUGCCCAUGCUGCAGACUGUGGCCAAGAACAAGGACCAGGGAACCUAUGAGGACUAUGUCGAAGGCCUACGGGUGUUUGACAAGGAAGGGAAUGGUACUGUCAUGGGAGCUGAAAUCCGUCAUGUUCUUGUCACAUUGGGUGAGAAGAUGACAGAAGAAGAAGUGGAGAUGCUGGUGGCAGGGCACGAGGACAGCAAUGGCUGUAUCAACUAUGAAGCGUUUGUGAGGCAUAUCCUGUCAGGGUGACGGCCCGUGGGGCGGGUACGGCUCCUCUCAGCCUCUUCUUUAGUUGAACUCCCCAGAGUUUUUCUUCCCAACCUGUGCUCUCUAGCCCCUGCCCUUACCCUACUACCAUUUGAUUUCCUUCUGGCAUGUUCCUGCAUGGAGCUGGCUAGGGAGGGGAGGGAUUCCUCAAAGAGGAAGGCAGCUUGGGGAUACGGUACCUCCUUAUUUCUCUCCUAGAAUGGGCUCUGAGAUUUUGCUUAUAGGGCUUUGGAUGCUGGUGUCUGGGAACUCUCACCAGCUAAUAGAGCAGUCUUGCCUUAGGGUGAUACUUUGGCCUUGGAGCAUGAAGAGUUGGCAUAGAGGGAGUGGGCUGCCUGCCCCAUUUUGCUGCUAUAGCUGAAGAACCCUUUCCCUGUCCCUCUUCUGGGGAACUUGGAGGUACCCUAACCCAAAAUUCUGUCCUCUCCUCCCUCCAGUGGCUGACAGUAGCUGUAGGUGUAGUUGAGAACUUUCUGCCUUUGCUGUAUUCUUGGUGCUCAGGGUGGGGUGGGGAGCUAACAACUGGUGGGAGGGGAGCUAGGGGCAGAGAAAACUGGUCAGACUCAAGGUGGCUCCUUUGCAAACUGACCCUGAGGUUGGUUGCUGUUGGUUGGUUGGUUGCUACCUUUGCAGUCUCAUAGUCUCCUGGCCCCUGGCAUACCCCUCCCUCCCCAGCCCUCUCUCUGGCUUAUCCACGUUUCUUU